AUGCGGGCCAUCCAGCAUUGGGUUAUUUGGCGAAUCCUGCCGACGCUUGUCGCGAUCACAGGGGUGUCGUUAUACCUCUCAGUAACUGGGAACAAUCGGCUGCUAAAGCCAACGAAUGUAUAUCACGAGCUAAAAUGGGCGCUGUAUCAUAUUUCGCAGCACUACGACUUGCCUGUGGAUGCGGGCCUCACAGAAGAAGGACUGGUGGAUGCGUACAUUAAAAGGCAAACACCGAUCGCCCAGGACGGCAUACUAGCCAAUAUUGGACCGAAUGGGUCCAGGUGUGGGGGUGCGAAGUCUGGUACAGUCAUAGCGAGUCCAAGUACGCAUGAUCCUGACUAUAUGUAUACAUGGACGAGGGACGCUGCUCUUGUUGUGAAAUUACUUGUUGACCAAUACACCCAUAACCAAGACGUGUCGCUCAAAGGAAUUAUAGACGAGUACGCGGCUGCUCAGGCAGCCUUGCAGAAAGUCCGAACCCCAAGUGGAGGAAUGCUAACGGGCGGUUUGGGGGAGCCAAAAUACAACAUUGAUCAUACCGCGUUCACUGAGCCCUGGGGAAGACCUCAACACGAUGGGCCUGCCCUUCGUGCAACAACGCUUCUCUCAUAUGCGAAAACUCUAUUGAAGCAGUCAGAUAGGGAGAGUGUACAGCAAUCCCUUUGGCCAGUCCUCGAGAAGGACCUUGAUUAUGUUGUCAAAUAUUGGAACCGCACGGGAUUCGAUUUAUGGGAGGAAGUAUCUUCUUCUUCAUUCUUCACGACAGCGGUUCAGCAUCGAGCCCUCCGAGAAGGAGCUGCUCUUGCCCGUAAUCUCAACAAGACCGAGAUUGCACAAAUAUAUUCUGCGCAAGCAGACAAUACACUGUGUUUCUUGCAGUCGUAUUGGAACGCGGAUAUCUACUACGUCGUCUCGAAUACGGGAGGCGGCCGCUCAGGCAAAGAUGCAAACAGCAUCUUAGCUUCCAUCCAUACCUUUGAUCCCACAGCGGGCUGCGACGCAGCUACGUUCCAGCCUUGCUCUGACAAAGCCCUAGCCACGCUAUAUGCCUGCAUCGACGCUUUCCGUGGUCUCUAUCAAAUUAACAGGGGGACAGCUUACUCCGACGCGGUAGCAGUGGGUCGCUAUCCUGAAGAUGUUUAUAUGGGCGGCCACCCUUGGUAUCUUACAACAGCAGCCGUUGCUGAACAGCUUUACGAUGCCCUGUAUGUCUGGAAAUCUCAGGGCUACAUCGAGAUCACCCGCAUAUCCCUCUCUUUCUUCCGCGUGGUCUCUCCAAGAAUACGGCCCGGAACAUACACCUCAGCUCGUCUGGAAUACCAUGAACUCCUCGCCGAAGUCAAGAAGUUCGCGGACGGAUUCAUUGCUGUUAAUGCCAAGUAUACGCCGUGGGAUGGUUCUCUCGCCGAGCAGUAUCAUCGGGACAAUGGCCAACCAUUGAGUGCACGCGAUCUGACGUGGAGCUAUGCGGCAUCGAUUACCGCUUUUAAUGCCAGAGCGGGAGCACUUGUACCGGGUGGUUGGGGUGCGAAAGGCCUUGUUGUUCCCUCCGUGUGCGAGCCAAAUCCGCCUCGAUUAGUCUCGGUGACAUUCUCCGUCCAUGCGGAAACUCAGCCCGGAGAGGCUAUCUUUGUGACUGGUUCGAGCGAGGCACUCAGCCAUUGGUCAACGGACAAUGCCAUCAAGCUUUCCGCGGACAGAUAUCCUAUAUGGAGUGGAAGCCUUGAUGUUCCCGUUGAAUCAGCCUUGGAGUAUAAAUACAUUCGCAAGGCUGACACUGGCGCUGUCUCUUGGGAACAGGGCAGCAAUCGCUUCCUUGAGACAUCCACCAAAAGCACUAACGUAUCCGAUGAGUGGCGUUGA
Molecule: messenger RNA, 1863 nt
Organism: Pleurotus ostreatus (oyster mushroom)
Lineage: Eukaryota; Fungi; Basidiomycota; Agaricomycetes; Agaricales; Pleurotaceae
Exons: 9
Coding region: 1-1863 (620 amino acids)
Biological process (GO): polysaccharide catabolic process
Cellular component (GO): fungal-type vacuole
Molecular function (GO): glucan 1,4-alpha-glucosidase activity; starch binding
Source: RefSeq, a predicted model, not a curated record